This is a messenger RNA of Closterium sp. NIES-65, 6984 nucleotides long. The record is from the annotation of a GenBank genome assembly. Lineage: Eukaryota; Viridiplantae; Streptophyta; Zygnematophyceae; Desmidiales; Closteriaceae.
AUGGCGCGUUGUCGCGGCGACAGGUUCGGCAGCCCAGCCGCGCGGCGCUUCCAGCGCCUCCCCCCGUCCAUCUGGAGAGAUCUUUCCGCGUGUUCUUCCCCGUGGGCGCUUUCCGCCAUCCCCCAGAAAAGGUCGUUGCGCCCCGCGCGGGGACAAACCCCCCCCGCGCCGGCGCUCCGCAGCCCCGAAGCGGUGAUCUGCGCAACGCGUCUGUCGGCGCGUUUGGCGGCGACGAUCGCUCUCCUGCUCGUCGCCAGCAUGUGCGGCGGCUUCUGCGGCCGCGCUAGCGCCGUCGCUGUCAAUUAUAACGACUCGCCUUUCUUUAGGCGCCCCAACCUAGAGCUCCCCCUUCCCCCAAGCCGAGCUUCACUGCACCCGCCCAACGCGCUCUAUUCCCACCUCCCCCCCUCUUUCCGCUUCCCCCCAAUCACAUGCAAGUGCUCCCCCUCCCCCGGUGCGCCCAAGGGUCGCACUCUUCUCUCUGCGCGCCGAGCUGAGCCUCACCACGCCCGCCUCGCGCACGCCCAAGGCGCUCUGGGCGGCGCUGCGCUGCUGUCUCUGCGCGGCGAGCUGAGCUUCACCGUCCCUGCCUCGCGCACGCCCAAGGCGCUCUGUUCUUUCCCCCUCCCCUCCCCCUUCUUCCCCGCUCCCCCCCAACCCUCCCCCUCCCCCCCAACCCCCCCCCUUUCCUCCCUCUUCCCUCCCCCCCCUGUGCUCCCCAGGGGGCGCGUUGCUGUCACUGCGCGCCGAGCUAAGCUUCACCGUCCCCGCUGCACUCACUCACGCCCAAGGCGCUGGGCCGCACUCCUCUUGCUGCGCGCCGAGCUCAACAUCACUGUCUCUGCCUCGCGCACGCCCAAGGCUCCUAGGGCCGCACUCCUCUCGCUGCGCGCCGAGCUCAACUUCACUGUGCCCGCAUCGCGCACGCCCAAGGCGCUGUGGGUGUCGCGGGGGAGUUGUGGCGAUCUGUAUGGCGUGCGGUGCGACGAGCAGGGCAGCGUGACCUCGCUGGGUUGUGACGACCUGUAUGGGGUGCGCUGCGACGACCAGGGCAGCGCCAGCUCCCUCGUCACAGGCACGCUUCCCUCUGCAAUCGGCAACCUCACAGCUCUCACCACACUCUCCGUCUCUUCCAGCCUCUCAUGCCCGCUCCCAUCCUCUCUCACCACUCUCACCGCGCUGGUCAAUCUCCAUCUCGGCCGCAACAGCCUCUCCUGCUCGCUGCCGCCCUGGCUCACCACGCUCUCGAAGCUCAAGAUUCUGAGCAUAGAAUGGAACAAGAUCACAGGCAGCAUCCCGGCAGGCAUCUCCGCACUCUCCUCGCUCUCCGCUCUGCGAGCGGACUACAACCUUCUGACCGGCUCCAUCCCGGCUGCUAUCGGCAAGCUCACUAACCUAACCCAACUGAGCCUGGUGUAUCUCGAGUCGACUCAGGAUUCGCCCUGUUCUCUCCUCUCUCUCCCCCCUUACUAUCCCCCAUCACACAGCGACCUGCGGGGCAACAUGAUUGCAGGAUCCAUCCCCUCGCAACUCAGCACCCUCUCUCUCCUCUACCGCCUCUGGCUUCAAAGCAACGCGCUCACAAGACCAAAUCCCUCCUCCCUCUCCCUUCCCUUUUUUGUUUCACGCUUGUCCUUGUCGCCCCUGUCGCCCGUCUCACCCCGCUCGUUGCUACAGCUCUCUACAGAGCAACGCUCUGACAGGACCCAUUCCCUCCACCCUCUCCCUACCGGGCCUCAGACACCUGACAACAACGCACUCUCUGGACCCCUGCCAUCAACCCUGGGGAAUCUCACUUCCCUCGCCCCAUCUCUCUCCCAAUGCCCCUUCCUCAUGCCCUCCCCGUGCCCCUGCUCCAUUCCUCAUGCCCUCCCCGUGCCCCUGCUCCAUUCCUGCCCCCACAGUGCUCUGGACAACAACGCACUCUCGGGAUCAGCAUGCAACAACCGCCUCUCCUCAUCCCUCCCCGCGUCCCUCUCUGCUCUUAUUCUCCUUCAACACUUAGAUCUCUCGCGCAACCUCCUCUCAGGCUCCAUCCCUGAAGGCCUCUCUUCUCUGCAAGAACUCUCCUCGCUGCUACUCAACGGCAACUCCUUCCAAGGGCCCAUCCCAUCCGCCCUCUCCUCCCUCGUUUCUCUCUACGAAAUAGACCUGUCGGCCAAUCAGCUGUCGGGAACCCUCCCUCCCAUCUUCACCAGCUCCAUGCCUGACGUCAGCAUCAUCCGUUUGAGUCAGAACCAGUUGCACGGCUUCUUGCCAACGUCACUUGCAACCUGCUCUCUGCUGCACACGCUUGACAUUGCUGCGAAUGCCUUCACGGGUGCGCCCGCUACCCUCAUCAGCCGCCUCUCGUCACUUGUGGAACUCAACCUAUCGCGCAACUACUUCACGGGUCUCCUCCCAUCGCUCCCCUCUGCCGCAUCUCUCCUCUCUCUGGACCUCUCCUCCAACUUCUUCUUCGGCCCCGCCGUCCCCCUCGAUGCCUCCGGCGCCCCCAUCUGCCCCUCGCUCUCCCUCACCGUCCGCACCGCCAACAACUGCCUCACCUUUGACGCUUCCGUCUGCGAUGCUGCUGGUGAUGGUGAUGGGGCUGUUGCGACGAGAAGCGCGGAUAUGAUGAGCAGCAGCGGUAGUGGUGGUGGUGGUGGUGGUGAUGGUGGUUCUUCUGGCAACGUUUGGAUCAGCUCUGUAAGGGACACUGGUAGCAGCAGCGCGAGGGUUACUGCUCAGAGCAUUUCCACUAGCAGUAGCACCAUUAGCAGCAGAAGCAGAGCUAGGGCUGCUGAUGAAGAGAGAGCGGGCUUUCUUGGACACAAGGAGAGGGCGGAGAUGGUGGGGCGUGAAGAGAAGAGGAGAGAAUCGCUCCCAACUCACACCACCACCACUGCUAACCUUAUUCCCUCCUCUCCUCAUGUCCUCGCCUCUGGGUCAUCUCUUGAACACAGCGUGGGAGGGGUCUUGUUUGGACACAAAGAGAGGGCCAUUCGAGGGCGUGAAGAGGAGAAGAGGGAACGGCAGCCUGGGUCUAGCGUUGAUGCCCCCACUGCUCAUCUGAUUUUUGAGUCGACUCAAAAAUCAACUAGCGUUGAUGCCCCCACUGCUCAUCUGGUAGCGACUCUUGAGUCGCCUCAACAGCAGCAGCAUGCUCAGGCCACCACUGCCGACCUUGAAGCUUCCUCUCCUCAUGUCCGCCCCUCCCUGCCUUCGUUUGAAGAGCAAUUGCGCGCCGCUUUUCUCGGGCACAGGGAGAGAGCGGAGAUGGUAGGGCGUGAGGAGAAGGAGCAGCAGAAGCAACAGGUAGCACCUUGGGAGGCGCAUGAGGGGGAGAUGACCUCUGGUGCUGCCACUACUGACCAUCUCGCCUCACAAGACAACGAAGGAAGGCUGGAAUUUCCAGGGCACAGGGAGAGGGCGGAGAUGCUGGUCCGUGGAGAGAAGGAGCAGCGGGAGCAGCAGGCAGUACGAGCUGAGGAGUAUCAGGGGGAGAUGGCCUCUGGUGGCGACCUUUUCCAUGCAGCCACCCACGAUGAUGAGAACAGGGCUGCUUUUUCCGGGCACAGGGAGAGAGCAGAGAUGGUAGGGCGUGAGGAGAAGGAGCAGCAGAAGCAACAGGCAGCUUUUGAGGCGCCUCAAAAGGAGAAGGAGCAGCAGGUAGAGCUGUGGGUGGUACCAGAUGAGCAGAGCUCUGGUGCUGUGCUCGGCCGUGCGGCAUUGCAUGAAGAGGGGAGGGGAGAAGGAACAGGGUUUCGUGGAGGGAACAGAGACAGCUCUCAUGCCCACGCCCAUGGCCAUGGCCAUGCCCCUGCCGACGGCCAUGCCCCUGCCGAUGGCCAUGCCCCUGCCGACGGCCAUGCCCCUGCCGACGGCCAUGCCCCUGCCGACGGCCACGCCCACGCCCACGCCCAUGGCCAUGGCCAUGCCCCUGCUUCGCAUGUGUCGCAUGCGCAUGUGCAAGCGGCAUUCCAUGAUGGUGAAAAGCGGGCUGCCGUUUUGAAACAUGGACACGGCCACGACCAUGCUUUGCAUGCAUCUCAUGUGCUGCCCUCUGAUGAAGAGGUGACUUUUGUUGAGUCCACUCAACAGCCACCUCGUUUUUCCGAGUCCGGGCAUCUCCACGCGCACGUCGGGCAUCUCCACGCGCACGCGCCAUCCGAUGAAGAAGAAGCGCCGCUGGCGGCAGCAGUGGGGAAGCACAAAGAGAAGGACGAGGAGGAGAGUGUGGACCAUAGACGCCGCUCCGUUCACCUGCCCACGCACGCCCAUGUGUCACAUGUGCAUGUGGUGUCUCACCCAUCGCACGUGCAUGUGCCGUCCCAUCAUGUCGAUACACUGCUGCCGUCGUGGCACAGAGAGAGGGCGGAGGAGGUGGUUGGGCACAGAGAGAGGGCGGAGGAGGUGGUGGGGCACAGAGAGAGGGCGGAGGAGGUGGUGGGGCACAGAGAGAGGGCGGAGGAGGUGGUGGGGCACAGAGAGAGGGCGGAGGAGGUGGUGGGGCACAGAGAGAGGGCGGAGGAGGUGGUGGGGCACAGAGAGAGGGCGGAGGAGGUGGUGGGGCACAGAGAGAGGGCGGAGGAGGUGGUGGGGCACAGAGAGAGGGCGGAGGAGGUGGUGGGGCACAGAGAGAGGGUGGAGGAGGUGGUGGGGCACAGAGAGAGGGCGGAGGAGGUGGUGGGGCACAGAGAGAGGGCGGAGGAGGUGGUGGGGCACAGGAGACCGCGGAAACGACAGCAAGUGGAUCCCCCUUCCGAUGCGGCUCUCCGGCCUGCUCCCGCCCGGCCUGCUCAUGCCCAUCCGGCUUCCCUUGCAGAUGACGAGGAGGAGGGUUUGUUGAGACACAGAGAGAGGAUGGAGUUGGUGGGGCAUGAGAGGAAUCAAAGGGCUUCUGCUCCUGCCCUCGCCUAUCUGGCUUCUGUUGGCAAUGAGGGGGAAGAGGGCUUGUCGAGACACCAAGAGAGGAUGGGCCUGCUAGGGUAUGGGGGGAAGCGGAGGAAGCAACAGAGGGGGGUGCAAUUAGAGGGGGUGAGACUAGAGGGGAUGCGGGAGGGGAGGAUGGUGGGAAGGGGAGUGGGAGGGGGGAUGAGGCGGACAGGGGGGAAGUGGGGGAAGUGGAUCAACCACAGCAUGGGGAAUGAGCUGCUGGGUCCCAGCGUGAUUCAACAGCAGCGGCCCGCCUCCCAGUGCCUCAGCUUCUGUGGCACGAGCUUCAGCCCUCUUGGGAAUGGUGUGAGCUCGCAAUCCCUCACUGGGGCUACCAGUGGUGCUAACAGUGGGGCUAACAGUGGGGUUAUCAACGCCCAGUGUGGGAACAGUGCUGGGACGUGCCUGGCCACUGUCACACACCCUCCCCCUCCUGUAGCCACUGUGGGAGGGGCAGGAGCUGGGAAAAGGGCGGGAGUGGGGGGGAAGCAGCAGGGGCAGCAGCAGCAGGUGCAGGUUGUGUUUGGGUGCACGUGCCCUUCCUCGAGAUACGUGCUGUCUGCUGAUCGCAUGACGUGCACCCUGAAAGCAAGCCCACCGCCACCGCCCCAGCCACCUUCCCCCCCCUCCCCUCCUUCUCCUCCACCCUCCCCACCCUUCCCCCCUCCUUUCCCACCCUCCCCACCUUCCCCAUCCCCCCCUCCUCCUCCACCCCCCACCCCUCCAACGCCUCCCACUCCGUCCACUCCUUUCCCUCCACCCUCCCUCACCCUCUCUCCUCCUUCGCCUCUCUCACGUCCCCCAUCAUCCCCCUCCCCCCUCCCCUCCGCCACACCCAAUCCCCCUUCGCCUGCUCAAUCCCAGGCUCCCCCGUCACCUCCCCCUCCCCCCUCCCCUCCGGGAGCAACAGCUGCAGCAACUCCUCCUGUUCCCGCUCCACCCUUCCCCCCAUCACCUCCCCUCUCUGCCUCCCCUCCCCUCUCCUCUCCCCUGCCACCAUCUCUAUCACUCCCACCCUCCCCUCCCAAUACGCCCAAUGCACCCCCCGCCCUCGCUCCUAUCUCACCCCCCUCCCUCGCUCCUAUCUCACCCCCCUCCCUUGCUCCUAUCUCACCCCCCUCCCUCGCUCCUAUCUCACCCCCCUCCCUCACUCCUGACCCACCACCCUCCCCACCUUCUCCUCCUCUCUCUCCCCCCUCCCCUCCCAAAGCAACAGCUCCUCCGCUUCCCUCGCCUCCCUUCCCCCCAUCACCCCCUCUUUCUGCCUCACUCUCUCAGCCUCCUCCCAUCCCCUCAUCACUAUCACCCCUACCUUCCCCCACCAAUGCUCCAGAUACACCACCCUCCCUCCCUCCUCUCUCUCCCCCCUCGCCUCCUGAAGCAACAACGCCUCCCUUCCCCCCACCUCCCUUUUCCCCAUCACCUCCGCUUUCUGACUCUCCUCCCCUGUCCACUCCCCCACUACCAUCACCCCCACCCUCCCCUCCCACCUCUCUUCCUCCUCCCCCUCCCCCCUCCCCUCCUGAAGCAACUCCUGCGCCUCCCUCCCCCCCUUCCCCCCCUCUUUCUGCCUCCUUUUUCAUGUCCCCUGUCACCCAAUCACCUCCUCCCUCACCUCCCCACCCACCGCCCUUCCCCCCUCCUUAUCCUCCUCCCUCACCUCCCAAUUCCCCACCCUUUUCCCCUCCCUCCCCACCCGAUUCCCCACCCUCCCCCCCUCCCUAUCCGCCUCCCUCCCCACCCGAUUCCCCACCCUCCCCCCCUCCCUAUCCUCCUCCCUCCCCACCACCCUAUCCCCCUCCCCUUCGUCCUCCCUCCCCUCCCCAACCACCACCCUCCCCUCCUCUCCCUCCCCCCUCCCCUCCACAACCACCACCCUCCCCUCCACCUCUCCCUCCCCCAUCUCCUCCCCAACCACCACCCUCUCCCCCUCCUCAACCUCCACCCUCCCCGCCACCUCUUGCUCCGCCUGUUAUGCUUACCCGAUGGGAAUGCUACUAUCAAAACCGCGAUACAGGGUGUUCCUGUAGCUGUACCAAUGGAAAUCAAUGUUACUGUACAGUUUGA